AUGGCAGACACACAAUAUACAAUUGUUUCACUAAGAGAAUUAAAUACCAAGCUUACAGUUGAGAUUACCGAACUUAGAGAGAAGUAUACUAAGGUUGAGGCUGAAAAGGCUGAACUUGAGGUUAAGAAUACCAAACUUUUAAAACAGAUUAUGAAAGAAAACAGCAAACGUGAAGCUGAUCAUACAAAACUUAAAGAAGAUACUAUUAACCUCAAGACCAAAAACACUGAGCUUGAAGCUGAAGUAGUGAAAUUAAGAUAUGAUAUUGAGGAAAUCAAAAAAAAAGAUCAAAUCAUUACUAAUAUACAUGAUGCAUUUUCUACAGAAGAAAUUUCAUCUACUUCAUCUGAUGCUUCAAAUUCUAAUGAAUUUAAUAAUGUUUCAAAUUCUGAUAUAUCUGAUAACAUUUUUUUAGAAAUUAAAUCUUCUAAAGAUAGGGAGAUCGAAUUUCUGGAACGGGUACAUAAAGAACAAAUUAAAUUCAUCAAUGAUCAGGAUAAUUCUUCAAAUGAUUUACCUGAAGCUGAGAUAAGUAUAUCUAUUGAUCAAGAUGAGUCAAAGACUCGAAGCUCUACUUCCUUAGAAUUACCAGAAGCUAAGAUAAAUGCAUCUACUGAAGAAACCAAGUCUCGAAUUUCUGAUUCAUCUAUUUCUGCUAAUUCAAAAACUAAG
Ambispora gerdemannii is the source of this 672-nucleotide messenger RNA. NCBI's taxonomy places the organism in Eukaryota, Fungi, Glomeromycota, Glomeromycetes, Archaeosporales, Ambisporaceae. The record is from the annotation of a GenBank genome assembly.